AUGAAAAGCAAGGACAAUAGGAUCAAGCUUAUGAAUGAGGUGCUGAACGGCAUUAAAGUGCUUAAACUCUACGCAUGGGAACUGGCGUUCAAAGACAAAGUGUCUGACAUCCGAGAGAGUGAAUUGCGUGUGCUUAAGAAGACUGCUUACCUUGGUGCUGUGUCCACCUUUACUUGGGUCUGCGCACCAUUUUUGGUUGCCCUCUCCACAUUCGCAGUAUAUGUGUUAGUGGAUGAACAUAAUAUUCUGGAUGCACAGAAGGCAUUUGUUUCUCUGGCCUUGUUCAACAUCCUGCGCUUCCCUCUUAAUAUGUUGCCCAUGGUCAUCAGCAGCAUGGUGCAGGCCAGUGUGUCUAUGAAGCGCCUGCGUGUGUUUCUGUCCCAUGAGGAGUUGGAUGAAGACAAUGUGGAGCGGCCAGCCAUCAGUUCAU
Molecule: messenger RNA, 430 nt
Organism: Sinocyclocheilus grahami
Lineage: Eukaryota; Metazoa; Chordata; Actinopteri; Cypriniformes; Cyprinidae
Product: multidrug resistance-associated protein 1-like
Exons: 3
Biological process (GO): glutathione transmembrane transport; xenobiotic transport
Cellular component (GO): basolateral plasma membrane
Molecular function (GO): ABC-type xenobiotic transporter activity; glutathione transmembrane transporter activity; ATP binding
Source: RefSeq, a predicted model, not a curated record